This is a messenger RNA of Arachis duranensis, 1305 nucleotides long. RefSeq names its product expansin-A10-like. Lineage: Eukaryota; Viridiplantae; Streptophyta; Magnoliopsida; Fabales; Fabaceae. The coding region runs from base 1 to 867 and encodes 288 amino acids. Gene Ontology annotation, biological process: plant-type cell wall organization. The transcript has 4 exons. Gene Ontology annotation, cellular component: extracellular region. The record is from RefSeq and is a predicted model, not a curated record.
AUGCAUGGUCCCAAAAUGUGUCAGGUCUUGAUGUUGACUGACCUCUCUAUUUAUUCAGUCUACAACUCGCCCCUCAAUUUCCUCAAACCCAACUUCUUCUUUCAUCAAUCUAACUUAACUCCCUGCUUCUUAAGGAAAUUGAUGGCUCUUCUUGGGUUCCUUCUUCUGGUGUUUAUCUCCAUGCUCUCAUAUGUUAGUGCCUAUGGAUAUGGUGGUUGGAUCAAUGCACAUGCCACAUUCUAUGGUGGUAGUGAUGCUUCUGGAACAAUGGGUGGAGCUUGUGGAUAUGGAAACUUGUACAGCCAAGGGUGUGGGACAAACACAGCAGCACUAAGCACAGCAUUGUUCAACAAUGGAUUAAGCUGUGGAGCAUGUUAUGAAAUAAGGUGUGCAAAUGACCCACAGUGGUGUUCUCCUGCCUCAAUUGUAGUAACCGCCACUAACUUCUGCCCCCCUGGUGGUUGGUGUGACCCUCCAAAUCACCAUUUUGAUCUCUCUCAGCCUGUUUUUCAGCAAAUUGCUCAGUAUAAAGCUGGCGUUGUUCCUGUCAUUUACAGAAGGGUGAGGUGCAAGAGAAGAGGGGGAAUAAGGUUCACCAUAAAUGGCCACCCAUACUUCAAUUUAGUCCUAGUAACAAAUGUUGGAGGUGCUGGUGAUGUGCAUGGUGUAGCCAUCAAAGGUUCAAGAACUAGAUGGCAAGCAAUGUCAAGAAACUGGGGGCAAAAUUGGCAAAGCAACUCUUACUUGAAUGGACAAAGCCUUUCAUUUGUAGUUACCACAAGUAAUGGCCACAGUGUGGUAUCUUACAAUGUUGCCCCUCCAAGUUGGUCCUUUGGACAGACCUACACUGGAAGACAAUUCCCUUAAAUUUACUAACCUAACCUUUUGGUUGUUGGACCAUCCUCCUUCAUAAAGUGUUAGUAGCAAUAUAUGACGAGAUUGAUAUAUCAUCUAUAAAGUACUAAGCUAUAGUUGAAAUAGAAUAGUCUUAGAUGGGUCAAUAUUUAUUAAUUGGGCCAAAGUGAAGAAGGUUAAUAAUUAAGUACCCUUCUUCUUAGUAUAUUUUGUUUGUAUUUUCAAGGUUUUAUAAUUUUGUAGAUGGAACUUAUGGUAAUUAGCAGAAGAAAUCUAUCAAAAGAAGUAGAUAAAAUCUAAAUAGGCAAAAUAAAAGAGAAACUAGGUGUGAGGUUUUAUAUGCCAUAUUGCAAAUGUGAGGAUGCCAAUUGAUGAAGAUCCUUUUGCAAAUUGGAUUCCUACAAUUAUUAUUGGGAAAUAUCAAGGAUAUGAAAAUUAUUAUUGUUAGUA